Molecule: messenger RNA, 2144 nt
Organism: Linum tenue
Lineage: Eukaryota; Viridiplantae; Streptophyta; Magnoliopsida; Malpighiales; Linaceae
Source: the annotation of a GenBank genome assembly
UUCCCUCCCUCCACUGUCAAAUUCCAGCGAGGUCAUCCUCAUUGGGGAAAAGAAUUCCGCAAACUCCACUCUCCCACUACCAUUUCGCAAUUCCAAACCAGGGAAUUGUUUUGGUUUGAUCUUCAAUCUACCAAACCCUAGUUUCUCUCUUUUCCGCUCUACUGUGUCCAUUACACGCGCCUACCGCAUCUGCUCGCUCCUUCCUUGAAUCCCCAGUUUUCGGGUAAGUUCAUUCGUGCUUGCCUCUUCCGUUCCCCACUGUUGAUGUCUCCAUUUAUUAUGCCUCUACUUCUUUUAGCUCUUCGUUGGAUUUGGUUGCGGAUUUGAGGUUUGGGGUUUCUGGUAUUUAGGUUGCUGGGUUUCUUUGCUAUCUGAUACUAUUUCCCGAGUGACUGGCUGGACUAAGACCUGCGAAUCCGCUAUACUCACUCAUAUGGUCCGGUGGAGUUCAUCGAGGUUUCAUAAUGGCGCCUUCGGCGGGCUGCUGGCGGGAGUGCUUGUCUUGUUGGCGCUGGUCGUAUCUGGCGUAACGGCAGACAUACAACUUAACGAGACAUCUUCUUCAGCUGGUUUAUCUUGGACGCCAGGGAACGAGGAGUCUGGUAUCGUUAUCCCCAAGUCUGAUCCCGGCAAUGAAUCCUCUGUUAUUUCAGCUAUCGUGAGCGAGCAGGAUCAACUUGAUGGCGGCUUUUCUUCUCUUGAAGGGAUGCUACAGUGGGCCAUAGGUCAUUCUGAUCCUGCUGCGUUGAAGCAAUCUGCUCAAGAUGCUCAGCGUUUAUCUGCUGCUGAACUGAAUAAGCGGCAAAUGGAAAUUAAGGAACUGAUGGAGAAGUUGAAAAUGCCGUCGGAUGCACAGUUGAUGCAGACUGCUUUGGAUGACUUGAAAAAUUCCUCUGUACCUAUAGAAGAUCGUCACCGUGCCCUAGAGGAGCUUCUUGUUCUUGUUGAGCCGAUUGAUAAUGCCAAUGAUUUGGCCAAACUUGGCGGUCUUGCACUGGUGGUUGGAGAGCUUAAUCACCCUGCAUCAGAUAUCAGGACGAUAUCUGCAUGGGUGAUUGGCAAGGCUAGUCAAAAUAAUGCACUUGUGCAAAAACAGGUUUUGGAGCUUGGGGCACUAUCAACCCUAAUGAAGAUGGUGUUAUCUAAUUCAGCUGAUGAAGCAAUUAAAGCGCUCUAUGCUGUGUCAGCCUUGAUUCGUAACAAUGUUGCUGGUCAAGAUCUGUUCUUUUCUGAAGCUGGGGAUAAACUGCUUAUGGAUGUUCUGAGCAACUCCAGCUCCAAUAUCAGACUCCGCAGGAAAACAGUUUCACUUGUUUCUGAUCUGGCCGAAGGUCAAUUAGAAAAUCCAGUCCGAGAAGAACAUUCUUGCUUUGGAAAUCAGCUGUUCUUGAAGUCUAUUGUUGAUUUGACCAUGUCAAUUGACCUUGAUCUCCAGGAAAAGGCUCUUCUAGCUAUCAAGAAUAUCCUGCAACUGAAAACUGGGAAUGCAGUCAUUUUGAAGGACUUUUGUGGGCUGGAUGAUGCUUUGGAGAGAAUGACACAGGAGCUGGACGGUGUAACAGCAGAGGAAUCAGAUGGCGACUUUGCAGUUAGUGUAGAAAAUUUGCGCAGAGAAGUACAGAUGACUUUCCACAAAAAGCUUGGGGAGGAGACUGGAGUUGGGGCAUCAUGAGAUAGAUGUUGUCUGCAAAUCUAUUCUGUUGAGAGCAAAGUCCGGCCGUGUUCGGAUGGUCAUCUACGAUGGGUGUUCCUACUGGCUAUCGUAUAUGCAAGAGAGGAACUGAAGGGAGAGAGAGGGAGCGAGAAGGAAGAUUGUAUUUGUUAUCUGGAACAAGUGCUAAAGUUCACCUCCCAAACAUUAGAUUCAGAUAGUCUUUGACUCAGAGAUCAGGUGCUUGUGUAGCUUUGUUCUUUUUUAUAACUCUGUUUAGAAGAUGAUGGCUCGCAUGUGACUAGAGUGUUCAGAUUAGUGUGUUUGUUGGUCGCUGUCGCCCGAUAGGGAUGGGGAAAUAUAACAAAUAUCAGUUAGCUAAUAUGAAAGAACUGGGUUACCUGGAAAUAUGCUCGUUUAAAAGAUUAUAAAUGUGAUCCUGUGACUGUGAGCACUGAGCAGUCUUUAAGAUGUAUGGUGUAAGACUUCUAUU